CUGAAGAUCGAAGACCUUGACCUGGAGCCAGUGCACGACUUCAUCCUGAUCCGGGACGGUCCCGGUCCGGAGUCCCCCCGGCUGGCGGAGCUGACCGGGACCGGCGCCGAGAACCCGAAGUUCGUGAUGAGCACCGGCAACCGGCUCUACCUCUACGUCUACACCGACCUGGGGGAUUCCCGGAAGGGAUUCCGGAUCAAGUACUUCUCAGGUUGUUCGGUGCGAGUGGACGCGGACUCCGGGGAGGUCCGGAGCCCGGCGUUCGGAACGGCGCCGUACCCGGCAAAUCAGGUGUGCACGUACCACAUCCAUCGGCCCGGCGGGGGCCCGCUCUCCAUGCGGUUCUCCGAGUUCGACGUUGAUCAGUCUGAUGCCGUCCAG
Molecule: messenger RNA, 381 nt
Organism: Darwinula stevensoni
Lineage: Eukaryota; Metazoa; Arthropoda; Ostracoda; Podocopida; Darwinulidae
Source: the annotation of a GenBank genome assembly